UCCAGCAGAUGAGUUGACUUCUUACUGCCUAACAUUCCCUGUCAGCAGAUAUUUACCUACAAUGGCCAACAACAUCACACACCUUAAUGUGUCUCUUGAUGAAGCCGAGGAGCAAAUGCUCCAAUCACAAGGCUUCAAGAAAAUCAAUGUAAAUCUGAACAAAGGGGCAGGAGGAAACGUUAUCUAUAUUUGGUACAAAAAAUUAAGCAACUCAGCCCCCAUCACCAGAGUUCAAGUUUCAUUCAAUGAUGAAAUGGCAGUAGGAUUGGCCGAGUCAGGUUACAAGAAGAUCCCUAAAGACCUAAAUGCUGGAGCAAAAGGUAAUCGUCUCUACCUUUGGUACUUCAGAGGCAACUCAAAGUACGAUACUCCCAUAGUGGACAUUGAUAUCACUACAGAUGCAGCAGGGGAAGCUCGCAAGUUUUGCCAUGGCUGGGAGAGACUGGUCUGUGAUCUGAACCGCAAUGUUGGAGGGAGCCGGAUCUAUGGCUGGGUGAAGAGAAAGACGCAAACGUACAUCUGUGAUGUCACUGCCACUGAUUGCUACACGUCAGACAGCGACUACUUUCAGGAAGGUUACAUCCGUAUGGAUGAAGAUACCAAUAGAGGUGCAGGGGGAGCCAUUGUCUUCAUCUGGUACCGCCAGACCACUAACCCCAAGACUGCACUCACGGAUCUGCAAAUCUCCACCAAUGGCACGGAGUAUCAGGAACUUCAGCAGCAGAAUUACACGGCAGUGAAUGUUAACCUCAACGAGGGGACCGGAGGUAACAAGGUGUACCUGUGGCACACGACAGAGGGAGACAACAAUCCCAUUGAGGGCAGCACCCUGCUUCUCAACCCAGCUGCUGUUCCACUGUAUGAGAAGGCUGGUGCCACUGUCGUCAAAAGAAACAUCAACGCAGGCAAUAAAGGCAGCACUGUGUACCUGUGUGUUAAUAAUGUUAAAGGCUGAGGAAGUUUUUCCACUCACUGAAGUGGGAAAGCACAGUCCAACAAUGUUGCUAAAUCAUUUUGGUGGUGGCCUCUUUAACUAUUUUCUCUUUUUGACAA
This is a messenger RNA of Micropterus salmoides (largemouth bass), 1053 nucleotides long. RefSeq lists its product as uncharacterized. Lineage: Eukaryota; Metazoa; Chordata; Actinopteri; Centrarchiformes; Centrarchidae. The transcript is spliced from 2 exons. The record is from RefSeq and is a predicted model, not a curated record. Bases 62 to 955 code for a protein of 297 amino acids.